Molecule: messenger RNA, 561 nt
Organism: Eruca vesicaria subsp. sativa (arugula)
Lineage: Eukaryota; Viridiplantae; Streptophyta; Magnoliopsida; Brassicales; Brassicaceae
Source: the annotation of a GenBank genome assembly
AUGAUAACUUGCGGUGUACUUCCUAUUGACAGGAUGACAGAGCACCGUGAAGCUAUCCAGGUGGUGGUUGACAAGGUCCCUCGCAAGGUAAUCGAGAAGGUUCUAAGAGCUUAUUGUGCUUCUCGUGGCUACGUUGCCUCUAGUGGACUACCUGAUGAAACCAAAGCAGCGAGGCAGAUUUUGAAAGAUUACUUGGGAGGUAAGCUGCCACAUAUUGCAAUGCCACCUGGGAUGAUGAGUGAAGAGAAGGUGGAGGAGGAUGGUAGUGCAGAAACAGGUUCAGAUUCUGAGGAAGGUGAGGAUGAUGAGGAGGAGAGUGAGCAAGUUCCUGGGAUUGAUGAUGUGUUGGAGGAUCUGAGCUCGUUUGAUCUGGCGAAUGGGCUUGCGUCUUCUAAGAAAGUGGCGGUGAAGAAGGAAACUGGGUCGCAUAAACAGCAUAAGAAGCCACAAAGGAAGAAGGAUAGGAACUGGAGAGUUAAGAACACAGAGGAGGGAGAUGGAAUGCCUCUGGUUAGAGUUUUUCUGAAACCUGCUAACACAGGGCCUCUCACUAUGCGUUGA